GGAUCAGCUGUUUGGCUGCUUGUGGGCAGGGGAGGAAGUGAUGCAGGAAAAUGCCCACAAUGUAGCUACACUCAAUGACUAAAAGGGGGAAGCACAAAGAAAUUGGCUGCUUUAGUCCGAGGUGGUGCUUUCACUCACUUCAAAGAGCGAACAUAAUUUAAACGGACCCAAAAGCAUACGCUGGUUGCUAGAUUUUUACUUAUUUACUCCUAAAAGCGGAGUUGAAAUCGAUUUUGAUGGGGAAGUUUUUUGUCAGCUAGUUAGCUAGCAGUCUGAGUUAACGCGACGAGUUUGCCUCAGUUCGUUUCUGGUCGCCACCUUUGCCAACUUAAUAACUACUUAAUUUGUACCGGCUCUCCUGAAGUGAUGUACACCCAAUUCCACAUGGUAGAAUUUCACAAAAAGCAUUGCGGAUGUCAAGGUCACAAUGAUGGAGCAGAGUAGAAAGACACUUUGAUCUGUGGCUGAUGCCGUCAGAGGGAUUGUCUGGUUUUUAAGUCUGGCAUUGGAUUGUAGCAGAUUUGGCACAGGCCUGAGGGUAUGUUGAGACGUCUCGCAGGGCCAGAGAAGAGGCGUCUAGGUGGUUCGGACGGGGACUGAAGGUGAGGAGGAAAGACAGACGAGGGACCAAGGAGAAAGACAUGGGUCAGUGUGUCACCAAGUGUAAGAAUCCGACGUCCUCACUCGGCAGUAAGAGUGGAGACAAGGAGAGCGGCUCCAAGUCCCACCACAAGAAAGGAGGCAGCGCUGGUGGCGGUGGUGGGGGCCACAAAGAAGAGUCCAGUGCCCCGUGUAGCAAAGCCACCAGCGAGCUGUCGAAUGGCACCAAGGCCUUGGAGGUUACAGUGGAGACACCCGUCAUCCCCGCAGUGACGGGGGAAUUGCGCAAGGAUGAGUGUCUGGAUGGAGACGGGCUGUCGAUGAUGCGCAUUGAGGAGCUGUUCUGCUGCUACAAGGAUGAACAGGAAGAUGCCAUCUUGGAGGAAGGCAUGGAAAUGUUUUGUAAUGACCUGUGUGUGGAUCCGGCAGAGUUUCGUGUGCUUGUUCUUGCCUGGAAGUUUCAAGCCGCCACCAUGUGCAAGUUUACAAGGAAAGAGUUUGUUGAGGGCUGCAAGGCCAUCCAGGCAGACAGCCUCGAGGGUAUCUGCUCACGUUUCCCCGCCAUGCUGCUUGACGCCCAGGGCGAGGAGAACUUCAAGGACCUGUACCGCUUCACCUUCCAGUUUGGCUUGGACGCUGAGGAGGGCCAGCGCUCUCUGCAGCGUGAAAUCGCAAUCGCCUUGUGGCGCCUGGUGUUCACCCAGGACUCGCCCGCAAUCCUGGAACACUGGCUGGACUUCCUGUCGGAGAACCCCUCAAGUAUUCGGGGCAUCUCAAGGGACACGUGGAACAUGUUCCUCAACUUCACCCAGGCUAUUGGGCCUGAUCUGAGCAACUACAGCGAGGAUGAGGCCUGGCCCAGCCUCUUUGACACCUUCGUGGAGUGGGAGUUGGAGCGCAGGAAAAAAGAGGAAGAAAAAGCACUGAUGGCAAAGGAGGAAGAGGGGAGGUGUACUGAGACAGAGUGUUCUCCCACCACAGAUAGACUCGAAACAGAGGGAAGCCGCGGCUCACAGACGUGGGGGGGCCACUGACCAGGAAUCAAGGAGUAUUUGUAAGGGAGAGAAGAAUAUGAUCUACACCUGAACUAUACAUCUGUGAAUCAUUGGAUGAAUAUUAGUAUUACCAUUACGGCUGUUCAUUUCGCUCUCCUUUUCUGUCGGGGUGGGAUUCCUGCUUUGCACCCUCAUUUAUUUGGUUUUCGAAAGGGCUCUAAGAACUAUUGUGUUUUAAGCACUUCUAUUUAAGUUAUUGUUUUACUUUUUUUCUCCUCCCAUGUGUGUUUUUAGUAACUGGACAUGUUGUCCAUUUUAACUUCCACCUACCUACCAUAGCCCCAGCAGUUAGAUCAGUAAAAGCUUGGUUUUUAAAAAAAAAAAAAACAAGGCAAAAGAAAGCCAUAACCUUUUUUUUUUCCACAAUUAUCAUCUAGACAGUUCUUUUUGACCUGGUAACACUGCUGAUAUGUUUUGUGCAAGGAAAUACUUAAGUAAAAAAGAAGAAGGGAAAUUUUGGCAACCUGUCCACACAUAAUUUCUUAUGAUCAAAACAUGACAUUUACUAUAAAGGUCAGUAAAAUCAUCUUGAUUUGACUAAUCUAGUUAGGUUGUAUGCUUUUAUCUUGCAGUGCUGUGAGGAUGAAUUGCACUCGUAUUGCCUUCACAACUGUUGCAAUUUACAUGGCAAACAGUAACGGAUUACAUUUCUGUCACUAGGGCAUUUUGUUUUUAAAGAUAAUACAAAGUUGUAAUAUCCAUUUUCAAAUGCAAGCUGGUUUCCGUGGUAACAAACCCACCCUCUCCUCUGUGUUGAGUGUUUUUGAGUGCUACUAGUGCAGUGAGCGGCUUAGCUUGUUUAAGCAGCUAGCUGUGCUUCCCUUUUGACCUCGAGCAUCCAUCUAUCAUUUUUGAUGUCCACCUAUUUUCAAGAAGCGGUUAAGUGUGUACAACACAAUGAUGCUGGCUUUUCUCAAGAUGCCUCGUUGAUCUCAUUUUAGGAAUUCUGUAACUCAAAUCAGCUAAAGCUAGGUCAUGGUCAUUUCUCAAUAGAUGAUGCCUAAACCUACGUUACAUUCAGGACCGUUACACUGGGCGCUACACAACUUAUAUUGUUUACCUUCAGAUGUUUAUGAGUCUUCACAUCCUUGAAUUGCUAUACAUAAAAAAUGUGCGCACUUCACAGAUAAUGUCGAGUGCUGCUGGUGAUGGUUGUAAUGGAUUGCACAAAAAAACCCAAUGGCAUGCUUAGUCGCUAUACUUGCAACGCUUUGCAGAAAGAUUGAUGUCAACCACAUUUUUUCCAAACUGUAGAUUGAUCUUAAGUAUAGCCCAGGGUGUUUUUGGGAUGAGUGAAUGGGCGUUAAUUAGACAUACUGGUUAAUCAAGAGUCUGUGAUAUGGGUCCAGUGUGGUAAGAGGGUGGCCAUAACCUGAUCUGUUUGGUUUACAUCUACAAUGGUUUUAUUUCAGACCCCCUUUGUCCUUUUUUAUAUAAAAUGUAUUGAUUUAUAAUAAAUAAAAACAGUGUUGAACUUUU
Molecule: messenger RNA, 3134 nt
Organism: Plectropomus leopardus (leopard coralgrouper)
Lineage: Eukaryota; Metazoa; Chordata; Actinopteri; Perciformes; Serranidae
Gene: dcun1d3
Product: defective in cullin neddylation 1 domain containing 3
Biological process (GO): protein neddylation
Cellular component (GO): ubiquitin ligase complex
Molecular function (GO): cullin family protein binding; ubiquitin-like protein binding; ubiquitin conjugating enzyme binding
Source: RefSeq, a predicted model, not a curated record